UAUUGCCUAAUUAAAUGUGUUUAUUUUUUUAUCUCAGAAAAUCUAAAGCAGUCCACAGUAGCUGGCAAGCACCCCCCAGUUUGAACCAACUUGUUAGCUAGAAUCCAAGCAUAAACCGAGACAAAAGGCACCUAAAGUUCAAGCAUCAAGGAGUAAAGAGGGAGGGUGGACACAGAUAUAAAGACCUGGAAGAGGGGAAGUCUUUAUCAAGCAAAAGACAAAGCCAACACCAGGUUGAGACUUCGGCUUUCCUACAUUUACUCAGAGUUCCAGAGUCAAAGCCAAGUCUGAUUUUGUUGGUUCUGCGUCUCUUAUAAAGUCCAUCUUGCAAGCCUUAAAGAGUAAAGGUCAAGGUUCAAGAUCAAGUGACAUUGAGAAUAAAGGCUCCUGCAUGCUGAUAUUCAGUGAACAACCUGAUGGAUCCUUUCUGAAAGAAGGGAGUGAGUCCUGAACAAUUCACUUUAUUAUUUUUUUUCUUAUAAUUCAGAGUUACAGAUAAAGAAUUCACUUUAUUAUGCUAGCCAAUUUUGGACUUUUUUCCCUGUAACACGUUUCGAAUUACACAUGCAUACUGCAGCUACACAUUAUAUUACAUACAUUAUAAAGGUACAGUUACACAUUUUUGUUCAUUUUGUUUUGUUUUGUUUCCUGACCACUAGACUGACUAUCAGGGAUGUUCUUUUUUAGAGUCACUCUUCUAAAUCAUAAUGGCACAUUUGUUUUCAUAAUAAAAAGUAAAAGAUUUUUUCUGAUUAUUCAUAUUGUAGAUGUGAGUUUAAUAAAUUGAACUUUUUUCCUAUUAAUUUCAUUUCACAUGUAAAUAAUACCUGAAAAAUAUUUUUACUUGAUAUCUGAUGUUCAAAGUGUCCUUAACAGCUAGUCAUAUUUGAAGAUGUUCGAGAUGCUGAAGAUGCUCUUUAUAACCUCAAUAGAAAGUGGGUAUGUGGCCGUCAAAUUGAAAUACAGUUUGCACAAGGUGAUCGCAAAAGUAAGUGUGACUAAACAUUAGAUCUUGUUUAUUCAGCAGAAUGAGUUUCAGCGAUGGCAGGUUUUUUAUGUAAAAUUCUUUCUGAAAAUGAUACUAGUUAAGUGGCUGUUACUGUGGUUUUCAGGUAAUGAAUUAAGUCUUGUUCUUUAUAUUCUAGCACCAGGCCAAAUGAAAUCAAAAGAACGUCAUCCUUGUUCUCCAAGUGAUCAUAGGCGAUCAAGAAGCCCCAGCCAAAGAAGAACUCGCAGUAGGAGUUCUUCAUGGGGAAGAAACAGGAGGCGUUCUGAUAGCCUUAAAGAGUCUCGACACAGGCGAUUUUCUUAUAGCCAGUCUAAAUCUCGUUCCAAAUCACUACCAAGGCGGUCUACCUCAGCAAGGCAGUCAAGAACUCCAAGAAGGAAUUCAGGUUCUAGAGGACGGUCAAGGUCCAAAUCCUUACAAAAGAGGUCCAAGUCAAUAGGAAAAUCACAAUCAAGUUCACCUCAAAAGCAGACUAGCUCAGGAACAAAAUCAAGAUCACAUGGAAGACAUUCUGACUCCAUAGCAAGAUCUCCAUGUAAAUCUCCCAAAGGGUAUACCAAUUCUGAAAGUAGAGCACAAUCGGCAAAACAGUCUCAUUUUCGGUCACAUUCCAGAUCUCGGAGUUACCGUCAUAAAAACAGUUGGUGAACAGCAACAGAAGAGCCCUACGUAGUCUUUAAUAUAAGUUAUUAAACCUCUCAUUAUGUUAAAUAAAAAUUCUUCAAGGUUUACAGAAAAUGUGAAUUGAUAUUAGUUACUUUGGGCAUGUGGAAGAAAUAAAUGUCUUUAGCUUUGGAUUAAUCAAGAUUUGGUCUCAAGGGCCCACACCACAAAUUAUGAAAUGUCUAAUAUCACCAUUUUAUGGACCAGUUUUUGUUUACAUUGUGGUAGGAGGGUGCUUUUCAAAGGAAAUGGGUAAAUGGCACUAAUUUUAAAAAUUCUACUUGGAUAUUAAGUAUUAGUAAAAUUAAUACUAACUUUUACAAAAAUAUUUUGACUUUAAAGCACUUUCAUGUAAAAAGUAAUUAUGACUGUAUAACUGCAUAGUGCAGACUUACACUGUUUGACACCUAUGUCUCCUUUGUGUCUUGUGUUUAAACUUGAGCCAAUUUCUGGUGGACAUUAGUUCAUGUUACAAAAUUCUGACAUCCUGAAAAGUAGAAUUUAUAUAGAGAUCAAACAUUCAAAAGAUACAUUCUCUACUGAGCUCAAAGGUUAUAUUUUUAUUGGGUAGAACAGUAUAGGUAAGUUGACAUAAAAUUGCAUUCUAUGCCAUGUCCACUUUACAAAGUCAAAAUGUUUGAGAAAUACCGGAUUUUGAAUGGUUUGAGACUACUUCUCUAAAAAUUAUGAUGUGCAACACUCACAAUCCAAAAAUAUUCAUAAUAAGCCUUACCAUUUGAAAAGUGAUACAUUUUAUAUAAAGUCAUAUUUUAUACCAUUAUUUCUACAUACCUACUUUUCAUUUGCUGCUUAAUUUUUUAUUUUUAGAGUUCUAGCUCACCUUUAAAUUAUAUAGAACAAUUCUUAUUAUUUUUUAAAGUGUUUAGUACCUGUAUUAAGAUGCUCAAGACUACAUCUUCAAAAAGCAACUUUGCUGUAUUUAAAUUUUACAUUACACUGCCCUUCAUUUUUUAAAGCCAAAUAACUUUGUUGAUAUUUAUUGCAUUUGUAGUUAUUAUAACUAAUAAUUUCUUUUAAAAUGUGUUUGUAGUUUUGUUUUUCAAAGGGUUUUGGUAGUAUUUGUGAUAAAAUGGUUUUGCAUAUGAUUAUUAUAGGGGAUAUAUUUAUAGAGCUCUACUUGUAUACUUUGUCAAAUUAUAUUAUUGAAACUUAAAAGUUCUCAACUCAUACAGUUAAUAUUUAUAUCUAGAGUGCUUAAGAAAAAAUCUGUCUCAUAUUUUCAGUAUAUAGAAGCUAAUGUUGCUUCUGUUUGUUUUGAAUACAAAUUCCAUUUUUCUUUGCAUUUUAGAUCCUAUAUGUAAGAAACAACUUUACACAAUAAUUUGUAUGCUGGUAAUAUUUGGACAAGUACCAUAAAUUUAUGUAUAUUGUA
Molecule: messenger RNA, 3065 nt
Organism: Lemur catta (Ring-tailed lemur)
Lineage: Eukaryota; Metazoa; Chordata; Mammalia; Primates; Lemuridae
Gene: SRSF12
Product: serine and arginine rich splicing factor 12
Exons: 3
Coding region: 1076-1657 (193 amino acids)
Molecular function (GO): RNA binding
Source: RefSeq, a predicted model, not a curated record